Molecule: messenger RNA, 968 nt
Organism: Choloepus didactylus (southern two-toed sloth)
Lineage: Eukaryota; Metazoa; Chordata; Mammalia; Pilosa; Megalonychidae
Product: 1-acyl-sn-glycerol-3-phosphate acyltransferase delta-like
Exons: 2
Coding region: 67-309 (80 amino acids)
Source: RefSeq, a predicted model, not a curated record
GCCCUGUCCCUGCAGGAUGCCUUCCAGGAAGAGUACCACAGGUCGGGCAUCUUCCCAGACACACCCAUGGUGCCCUCCAGGAGGCCCUGGACACUAGUCAACUGGCUGUUUUGGGCCUCGUUGCUGCUCUACCCCUUCUUCCAGUUCCUCGUCAACAUGAUCAGCAGUGGAUCUUCUCUGACCCUGGCCGACUUUAUCCUCGUCUUCUUUGUGGCUUCCAUGGGAGUUCGAUGGAUGAUUGGUGUGACGGAAAUCUACAAGGGCUCUGCCUACGGCAACAUCGAUAGCAAGCACAAACAGAGUGACUGAUUCAGGGACAUCUUACCUUCCAAAGGAAGCCUUGGGAUAUUGGUUGACUCUGCAUAUCAUUCUGCUUAGUAGGACAGUGACAUGGGCUGUGUGAGCCUCUGCUGGGAAGAAAGCAAGUCAUGAUCUCUUGAAGCAGGGAGAGUGGUCUCAAAGCCAGAUGGGAAGGGAGAUGUUCUCAAAUCCUUUUUCCCCAGCCGCCUUGGUGGGUUUGGGUUUUCUUUCUUUACGUGUGGGUGUGAUGUGUGCGUAUGUGUAAGAGAGAGAGAAUAGGUGAGCAAGAAUGGAUGUGCACUUGAGUGUGAGCCUUGUUUUUUGAAAAUCCAAAGGUCUUCAGGCUGCAGCAGGAGGGAUGGGAUGGGGAAUGAACAAGGAAAAGGUUCCCUUUCAUCCUUUGGUGCUGAGUUUUCUGUAAUCCUUGAUUGCCAGAGACAGAAUGAAAAGUGCUUUAGGUAAAGACUAAAUUAUGCCUAAAAAAAAAAAAAUUAAAGUGUUUGUCUGGCUCAUCUGUGGUGUGUGUUUGCCCAGACCUCUUCCAUCCUCCCAUUUUGUCCUUGCACCAUGUGUCUUGGUGUUCUCACAAGGCUGGUUGGGCGGGUGACGUUUCCGGUUGGCAGUGGGUAUUCCAACAAUCAGACUGAUCCCUGGCAAUCCACCAAGAU